Tarenaya hassleriana is the source of this 2607-nucleotide messenger RNA. Its product is annotated as receptor like protein 30-like. NCBI's taxonomy places the organism in Eukaryota, Viridiplantae, Streptophyta, Magnoliopsida, Brassicales, Cleomaceae. The transcript has a single exon. Bases 1 to 2607 code for a protein of 868 amino acids. The record is from RefSeq and is a predicted model, not a curated record. Gene Ontology annotation, molecular function: protein binding.
AUGGGCUUGAGCUCGUGUUGCACCGGCGGUGCCAUCUGUCUCCUCCUCUCCUUUACCAACGUGAUGCACGCGUUUGCCUCUCACGGCAGUCACUUGUGUCGUCCCGACCAGAAGGAUGCUCUCAUGGAGUUCAAGAACGAGUUCCAGAUCCACAGGCUCGAUGACGAUUGGAAGAACAAUUACCCGAAAACGAAAUCUUGGAAUAAAAACGCGGAUUGUUGCUUAUGGGACGGCGUCACGUGUGAUUCUUCGUCAGGCGACGUGACCGGUUUAGAUCUUAAUGGUUGUCUUCUCAACGGCCCCUUGAAAUCUAACAGCAGCCUUUUCAGACUACGACGUCUCCAGAGUCUGGAUCUCGGCGCGAAUAAUCUGUCGGGUCGUUUACCAGACUCCAUUGACAAGCUCAAAGCUCUGAACUUUUUGAAUCUUUAUAGUUGCAAUCUCUUCGGUCAGAUCCCUUCUUCAAUAGGGAACCUUUCUUACGUCACCGAUCUCGAUCUUUCUAGUAACAAUUUCGUUGGUGAAGUUCCAUCAUCAAUCGGCAGCCUAAGCCGGUUGACCCAGUUGCAGCUUGUGAAUAGCAACCUCAGCGGUAACUUCCCCCUCGCGCUUCUCAACUUAACCAAGCUAGAACGCAUUGAUCUCCGUUCCAACCAGUUCACAGGUCAGCUCCCGUCCAACCUGAGUAGACUCUCCAAAUUGGAAGAUUUCGAAGUGUCGGGGAAUUCAUUUUCCGGGACGAUUCCUUCGUCUUUGUUCAUGAUUCCUUCACUAGUUUGGGCCAUGUUUUCUCAAAACCAACUGACUGGUCCACUUGAGAUUGGGAAUGUGUCUUCAUCAUCCAAGCUUGGGGUUCUGUCCCUUGAUGACAACAAUUUCCAUGGACCAAUCCCCGUGUCUGUCUCGAAACUUGUCGGACUCUGGUUUCUUGACCUGUCUUCGUGGAACAUGGAAGGGAGCGCAAUGGAUUUCGGUAUGUUCUCGCGCCUCAAGUCGCUUACGCUUCUUGACCUCUCCUUUCUGAACACCGCAAGCACGGUCGAGCUAAGUGUUUUCUCGAACCUCAAGUCCCUUUCUACAUUGGAUCUGUCAGGGAGCAAAGUGAGUAUAAGUUCCACCACCAGUCUUCCACUACAGAUGGAAACCUUGACUCUGUCAUCUUGUAGCAUUGGUGAGUUUCCAUCUUUCUUGAUGGCUCUGAAAGAUCUGACGUAUUUAGAUCUUUCCUACAACCAAAUUCAAGGUCCCGUACCCGAGGGGCUGUGGAAACUGCCCGUGUUGAGUUUUGUCAACAUUUCUCAUAACUCUUUCCGCGCAUUUGAAGGAUCCUUGGCUGACACUCGGAUCGUUAUGAUAGAUAUGAGUUCAAACGCAUUUCACGGGCCGUUCCCGAUGUUACCGGUCUCUACUAUGCACCUUCUUGGAUCGACAAACUAUUUUUCUGGAGAGAUUCCUCGACGGAUAUGCAGGCUGACCAACCUUUAUACGCUUGAUCUAUCGAACAAUAACUUCAGCGGCUCCAUCCCUCGGUGCUUUGAGAAUCUUAAGAGUAAUCUUUCAGUCCUUCAUCUGCAGAAUAACAGCCUCACCGGAAGUAUUCCACCGACAUCUAUCGACGCUUACAACUUGAAGUCACUUAACCUCGGCCACAACCGAUUGGUUGGAACACUUCCCAGAGCUUUGGGCAACUGUACACGUCUACAGCUUCUAAAUGUGGAAAACAACAAGAUCAACGACAUUUACCCGUUCUGGUUGGAGUCCUUGCCCGAGCUGCUGGUUCUUGUCCUCCGUCUUAACGAGUUUUAUGGCCCGAUCUCUUCGCCUCGCUCCUCUCUCGGAUUUCCCAUGUUACGAAUGAUCGAUAUAUCGCAGAAUCACUUGAGUGGAGCACUGCCCUCACAUUACUUUGCCAAUUGGAGUGCUAUGUCAGUGAUGAAGACACUAAAAGAUCACACGCUAAGUCGGUUUGCGGGGCGUGGUUCGGGAUACAGUCACGAGUCGGUGGUGUUUACGAUUAAGGGAUUACAAAUAGAGCUGGUUGGGAGCAGUUAUGCAAUAUACACGAGCAUCGAUUUUUCUGGAAAUAGAUUUACGGGGGAGAUUCCACAGUCAAUCGGGCUCCUAGAGGAAGUGAUUGUACUCAACUUGUCGAGCAACGGCUUCACGGGCCAUGUUCCGCCGUCUUUGGCGAACUUGACAAAGCUCCAGUCACUAGACUUGUCCCGAAACGAGCUUUCGGGUUCGAUACCCCAGGAGCUCGGGAAACUCUCGUUCUUGUCGGUGAUAAACUUGUCCUACAACAAUCUCGAGGGUCCGAUACCUCAGGGGGCACAGUUUCAGAGCCAACCUUGUUCAGCAUUCUCCCACAACCUUGGACUCUACGGUCUACCCCUCGGACAAAGUUGCGGCCAAGCUCACACCCCGGCACCCGCGCCACAAGAAGAAGAAGCGGAAGCAGAAGAAGUCAUCAGUUGGAUAGCUGCCGGGAUAGGCAUUGCACCUGGCGUGGCAUUCGGAUGGACUAUCGGUUACAUCGUAGCUUCAUGCAAGCAUGAAUGGCUCAUCAGGACUUCAGAUCGAAUCAGACGCAUAUGGUUAUCAAGGUAA